Messenger RNA from Microstroma glucosiphilum, 1458 nucleotides. RefSeq lists its product as hypothetical. The transcript has a single exon. Lineage: Eukaryota; Fungi; Basidiomycota; Exobasidiomycetes; Microstromatales; Microstromataceae. The record is from RefSeq and is a predicted model, not a curated record. The coding region runs from base 1 to 1458 and encodes 485 amino acids.
AUGUCGAAAUCGACACCGGCCUCCCCUCCUUUGAGUCCCCGCCAGCGUCUUGGCUCCAUACUUACUGGCAACAGCCGCGCUGCUUCUUCAGCAGUAUCAUCAUCAGCAAUUUCGACAGCCAGUCCUUUGUCUCCCAUUGGAAAGGAUGGAGGCGAAGUCACCCCCCAGUCAAUGUCACAUGACGGCAUGCACCGCACUCGCACCCAUCGACUGUCUCGCCUCAGAUCGCCCUUCAAGGGUAGCGAUGUAGGCACCGUAGACAGUCCCGAGCGUAAGACCUCGGGCAUGAGACCCUCGACUAGCGAGUGCCCCCUACUGGACCUGCCUCCCACCAGCUCUGACAUGCAAGGCGACUACGUUGACGUCGCAAAAACUUUGAUGACUCCGUCGGCACUUUCGAGAAGCUCGUCUUAUCAGAUCUCAAGACCGACAUCGCCCUCUUCAGCAGCAAUUCUGCGCAGCCUAUCGAUGCAGUCCGGUCCACCGAUGUACGUAAUGAGCCCUUCCACAAGCCCAGCCAAACGUACUGGGCCCUUCCUAUUCAAUCGAUCGCGCAAGAAUUCUGAUGUCGCACUCAAAGAGGGUAGCGGUGAGGGAAGGCUCGCCUUCAGCAGGCACUCUUCGAGACCCGCCAGUCCUAUAAGGACGAAUUCAGAGCGUUCACUGUAUCCUUACAAGAGAAAGUCAGUGGGAGCACCAGUGAUCGGUCUUCCUACCAACUUCAAGCAUACAUCAGGCAUAUCAACUGCUCCGCUACAGAAUGCACUACAGCUAGCAGGGCUGGCUGCCGUCUCGUCUAGGCAGAGCUCAGUAUCUGAGGGCGGGCAGACUUUUUUCAGACCCAACACAGACCGAACAUCAGCUCUACUGGAGGACAAGCAAUCUCUAGCCGAGGCUCUGGACGAGAUUGAAAAGGCCCUCGACGGGAUGCCUGCGAGAUUCACAGAUCAGCAAUUCCAGCGCUCCCCUCCUCCCCUGGUCUCGCAGAAGAAAGACACAUUAGACACAGUCGACAUAGUGUCCAGUGGCCUUGCACAGCGUCUUGACGAUGCUGGACAGAGUAUGCGACCCUUGACAGUACUUGCGCAAAGUAAGGAAGACGAGUCACACUUGUCGACAAGCGGUGACAAAUUGAUUACCCACGAGUUUACAUGUCCUGCACCACCAAGCAGACCAGUCAAAGGAUCUUUGCGCUCCCCAUCCGUGUCUCCCGUCAAAUGUCUCCAUCGCAAGCCCGUCCCCAAGCUCGAAGACGCAUUGCGCAGCGAAGUGGCAGUGUCGCCUCCUCAGCGUGGCGUACUUCCCAUCUCAGAAACAAAUGAUGUGAGAAGUGGUAUCCAGGGCGCAGAGCAACUGCCUGACAAGGAGGUAGCGAAGAUGCCGCCUUGCAUCUCUGUCAAGCCAUCGCAGGACUGGUCGGCUACCCUGGCUGAAAUCAAAGCGGCGCUCAAGGCUUGA